Molecule: messenger RNA, 984 nt
Organism: Bipolaris oryzae ATCC 44560
Lineage: Eukaryota; Fungi; Ascomycota; Dothideomycetes; Pleosporales; Pleosporaceae
Exons: 6
Coding region: 1-984 (327 amino acids)
Biological process (GO): malate metabolic process; tricarboxylic acid cycle
Cellular component (GO): cytoplasm
Molecular function (GO): L-malate dehydrogenase (NAD+) activity
Source: RefSeq, a predicted model, not a curated record
AUGGUCAAGGCUGUAGUAGCUGGAGCUUCCGGAGGCAUCGGACAGCCCCUCUCUCUGCUCCUCAAGAACAACCAGCACGUCACUGAGCUCGCCCUCUACGAUGUUGUAAACACUCCAGGUGUUGCUGCUGACCUGUCUCACAUCUCAACCCCCGCGAUUGUAAAAGGCUACCUGCCCAAGGACGAUGGUCUGAAGGGCGCCCUUACCGGUGCUGACAUUGUUGUCAUCCCUGCUGGUAUUCCUCGCAAGCCCGGUAUGACGCGCGAUGAUCUGUUCAAGAUCAACGCCGGCAUUGUCAAGGGUCUCAUCGAGGGCAUUGCCCAAUUCUGCCCUAAGGCUUUCGUCCUCAUCAUCUCCAACCCCGUCAACUCGACAGUCCCCAUCGCUGCCGAGGUCCUCAAGAAGGCUGGUGUCUUCGACCCCAAGAAGCUCUUCGGUGUCACCACUCUAGACGUCGUCCGUGCCGAGACAUUCGUUGCCGAGAUUAUCGGCGAGAAGAACCCCGGAAACCUCAACAUUCCCGUCAUUGGCGGCCACUCUGGCGAGACCAUUGUUCCGCUCUUUAGCCAGGCUAAGCCAAGCGUGAACAUUCCAGCAGACAAGCUUGAAGCCCUCGUCAAGCGUGUCCAAUUCGGUGGUGAUGAGGUCGUCCAGGCAAAGGAUGGUGCUGGUUCAGCCACCCUUUCCAUGGCCUACGCCGGAUACCGAUUCGCCGAAAAGGUUAUCAAGGCCGCCAACGGCGAGAAGGGCAUUGUCGAGCCCAGCUACGUCUACCUCCCUGGUGUCGAGGGUGGUGACGCAAUUGCUAAGGCUACUGGAACCGAGUUCUUCUCUGUACCAAUCGAGCUUGGUCCCAGUGGUGCCGAGAAGGCCAUCGAUGUCGUCAGCAGUGCGAACGACCACGAGAAGACUCUCCUCAAGGCCUGCUACGAGGGCCUGGGUGGCAACAUUACCAAGGGUGUUGAGUUUGUCAAGACUUCUUAG